AUGAUCAAGAAUAAGAAAAGAAAGGGUAAGCAGGUUGCUGAGAUCAAAAUUGUCCCAGAACCACAACGCAUCUUUCAGAACCUCCAUUUCUACUUCUUUCCAAACAGCGAUACACACCCUGGUCGCAGACAAAGGAUUAUCAGAGCUUUGGAGUAUGGCGCAACUUGGCAAAACGAAUUCAACGAUAGUGUCACUCACAUCAUUACUGAUCGCGAGUAUGAUUACCCGCAGCUCUUAACAUACCUCAAGCUGAGGGAACUUCCUACUGCUGUUAUCUUGGUCAAUGAGAACUACCCAUCGUCAUGUAUGGAGUUUUACAAGCUGGUGGACCCAUCAAGCGUUGAAUUCAGAGUCAAGGGCUACGAACUGCCAGCUCCCAUCACAGCAGUACAACCCCAGGCAAUUCCAUCCCAGGUGUCCGAUGUGUCUCUGAAACUCAAGCCUGCGAAAGGAAAAGCUGCUGCAGCUUCGUCUUCGCAAUUGACACCUCAGCCAGAGGCAAGCUCCAACCUGGCGUCUUCUGCAGCAUCACUAUUAGCUUCACUCUCGCCCAUCAACAACGACGAGCAACAAGCCAAGAGCAAGGACGAGGAUGAGCUCGAAUCGGCCAUUAGGGAGGCCAAAGAGUCACACCCCCUUGCCUCUGACGAUGAAGAAGAUGGUAAUCGUCAUAAGAGACGCAAGACCAGCAGCUGGCAAGACAAGUUCACGUGCAUGCACAAACACACUGGCGGUAAAGGCGAUCAAGGUCCGAACGCUCAGACGCUGUCCGUCCUGCAAGAAUUGGCCGACUACUACGACCAAACCCGCGACCCAUGGCGCUCAAAGUCCUACCGUCAAGCAAUCUCCGCCUUGAGAAAACAUCCAACCAAGGUCACUACCAAGGAAGAAGGAAUGCGUGUAUUUGGUAUCGGUACCUCGAUAGCAGAAAAGAUUGAGGAGAUCGUACGCACAUCUCAUCUGCGCAAACUUGACUCCACCAAGAUGGACGAGCGUCAGCAGAUCCUCAACAAGUUUCUGAAGAUCUAUGGUGUGGGUAUACAUGCAGCUGAGCGCUGGGCCAGUGCAGGUCACAAGACACUCGACGACUUGCUCCAAAAAGCCGAAUUGACCGACAACCAACGCAUCGGAGUCGCCCACUACGACGACUUCAACACCCGCAUCCCUCGCGCCGAAGUCGAGCAGCAUGCUACCACAGUCACCAAAGCACUCAAAAGCCUAGACAAAAUCUACACAAUCUACACCAUGGGCUCCUACCGCCGCGGCGCCCAAAACUCGGGCGACAUCGAUCUCCUCAUCACCAAGCCCGGAGCCUCCAUCGACGAGAUCCGCACGACGGUUAUGGACCGCCUCGUCCCCCUCCUCACCACCCAAAACUUUCUCGUCGCAGCACUCGCCCAAACCUCACAAGCAGACGGCACGAAAUGGCACGGUGCUUCCUGCUUGCCUCACAGCAAAAUCUGGCGUCGCAUUGACUUUCUACUUGUGCCUGAAGCAGAGUUGGGAGCUGCUUUACUCUAUUUCACUGGCAAUGACAUUUUCAAUCGCAGUAUGAGGUUGUUGGCUAGUAAGAAGGGUAUGAGGUUGAAUCAGCGCGGACUCUACAAGGAUGUGUUGAGGGAUUAUGGUAGGGAGAAGUUGAGUGAGGGUACGCUUGUGGAGGGGAGGGAUGAGAGAAAGAUUUUUGAGGCGUUGGGGGUGCCUUGGAGACCUCCUGAGCAUAGAAUUUGCUAG
Aureobasidium namibiae CBS 147.97 is the source of this 1734-nucleotide messenger RNA. Its product is annotated as DNA polymerase lambda. Gene Ontology annotation, biological process: double-strand break repair via nonhomologous end joining. The transcript is spliced from 3 exons. Gene Ontology annotation, cellular component: nucleus. Gene Ontology annotation, molecular function: DNA-directed DNA polymerase activity; DNA binding. The coding region runs from base 1 to 1734 and encodes 577 amino acids. NCBI's taxonomy places the organism in Eukaryota, Fungi, Ascomycota, Dothideomycetes, Dothideales, Saccotheciaceae. The record is from RefSeq and is a predicted model, not a curated record.